AUGAAUGAUAACUCAUAUACCAAUGGGAACCAGAAUGAUCAAUAUAAUACACAACAACUACAACAACAACAACAACCCAAAGUGCCUAUGAUGCAACCGAUGAGUUUAAUUCCUGAAGUUCAUCAAAGUCCUGGUGUUGAUACCCAAAAUAAAGAAAACCCUUUAACAGUGGCAGGUAAUCAAAUAAAUGAUAAUAACAAUCAAGGACAACAAAGUCAAGAAGGUCCACAAGGUCAAGGACAAGGUCAAGGACAACCAAUUUAUGCACAUAAUCCAAGUGAUCCAAAUUUUUUAAAAGAUCGUCAAGCUUCAUCAAUAAGUAUAAAUUCAAAAUUACCUGAAAAAUCUGCUAUAUCAAAAGGUAAAUAUAGUUUAACUGAUUUUCAAACAAUGAGAUCUUUAGGAACUGGUUCUUUUGGUAGAGUUCAUUUAGCAAGAUCAGUACAUAAUGGAAGAUUUUAUGCAAUGAAAGUAUUGAAAAAAGAACGUGUUGUUAAAAUGAAACAAGUUGAACAUACAAAUGAUGAAAGAAGAAUGUUGGCUAUAGUAGAACAUCCUUUCAUUAUAAGGAUGUGGGGGACUUUCCAAGAUUCUCGUCAAGUUUUCAUGAUUAUGGAUUAUAUAGAAGGUGGUGAGUUAUUUACUUUAUUAAGAAAAUCUCAAAGAUUUCCAAAUCCUGUUGCAAAAUUUUAUGCUGCUGAAGUUUGUCUUGCAUUAGAAUAUUUACAUAGUCAUGGUAUAAUUUAUCGUGAUUUAAAACCUGAAAAUAUAUUAUUAGAUAAAAAUGGUCAUAUUAAAUUAACAGAUUUUGGUUUUUCAAAAGAAGUUAAAGAUGUUACUUAUACAUUAUGUGGUACUCCUGAUUAUAUUGCACCUGAAGUUGUUGCAACAAAACCUUAUAAUAAAUCUGUUGAUUGGUGGUCUUUUGGUAUAUUAAUUUUUGAAAUGUUAUCAGGUUAUACACCAUUUUAUGAUUCAUCACCAAUGAAAACUUAUGAAAAUAUUUUAAAUGGACAAAUUAAAUAUCCAGAUUAUUUUCAUAAAGAUGUUUUAGAUUUAUUACAAAAAUUAAUUACAAAAAAUCUUUCUGAAAGAUUAGGUAAUUUACAAAAUGGUACAGAUGAUGUUAAAGCUCAUCCAUGGUUUUCUGAAGUUAUUUGGGAAAGAUUAUUAUCAAGAGAUAUUGAAACUCCAUAUGAACCUCCAGUAACUGCAAAUACUGGUGAUACAAGUCAAUAUGAUAGAUAUCCAGAAGAGGAAAUUGAUUAUGGUUAUGUUGGUCAAGAUCCUUAUGAACCAUUAUUUAGAGAUUUUUAA
This is a messenger RNA of Hansenula ciferrii, 1317 nucleotides long. Its product is annotated as cAMP-dependent protein kinase. Gene Ontology annotation, biological process: peptidyl-serine phosphorylation. Lineage: Eukaryota; Fungi; Ascomycota; Saccharomycetes; Phaffomycetales; Wickerhamomycetaceae. Bases 1 to 1317 code for a protein of 438 amino acids. The transcript has a single exon. Gene Ontology annotation, molecular function: ATP binding; cAMP-dependent protein kinase activity. The record is from RefSeq and is a predicted model, not a curated record. Gene Ontology annotation, cellular component: nucleus; cAMP-dependent protein kinase complex.